This is a messenger RNA of Tachysurus vachellii, 5506 nucleotides long. It is a transcript of the gene brdt, whose product is annotated as bromodomain, testis-specific. Gene Ontology annotation, cellular component: nucleus; chromatin. NCBI's taxonomy places the organism in Eukaryota, Metazoa, Chordata, Actinopteri, Siluriformes, Bagridae. The coding region runs from base 680 to 4009 and encodes 1109 amino acids. The record is from RefSeq and is a predicted model, not a curated record. The transcript has 21 exons. Gene Ontology annotation, biological process: positive regulation of transcription elongation by RNA polymerase II; chromatin remodeling.
UCCUUGUUCUCUUUGUGACAAUUUUCAAGCCUGCUGGAAUGAACGAUAGUCGGAUACUUGCGAAGAAGCUUAAUGGCCAACGGAGAAACCCAUACAAAUAGGCAAUAGGGGACAUAUAGAUUAAAAAUAUAGAGAAAGGUGGUAGAAUGUUCUUGAACAUGGUCAUGUGAUGUCACGAGACCAGUUGUGUCGCACUUUAGAAUACAUACUCUGACGUACGACUGUUUUUUUUACGGUUUCUAAGGUCAGAAACGUAAUAUAAUUUAUUUAAGUAGCUUUGUUUGCAUCUCGAAAGAUUGACUGGUAAUAAAAAUUAUUUCAGUUGUGUUCAUUUUUGCUUACAAUCCGCUUAUUUUCCUCUCAAACGAGAAGAAAAAGAGAACCCGGGCACGUGGAGGGUAUUGACCAAUCGGAGGCCGAGCUCCGAGCAGAAGGGUAUAAAUAGCGGGCAUGUUGCCGUGAGACGUCCGCCAUUGAAGACUGGUGUUUGGGGGUGAAAAAGAGAAUUAUUUGUUUUUAGACGUUUAUUUCAAAGCAUUUAAGUAAAAAAAAAUUGUAUCCGGACGAACCAAUCGUUCAAGAGCCUGCAUCUUUUCCAGCAGAACUUCUUCGGCACUGUUAAAAACAUUCUUUGUUGUGCCAGAGACUGAAAGUGGUGCAGGUGGAAGAUGUGUAAUGAAUGCUGAGCUGGCCACAGCUUCAGAGCAUCCCUCUCCACACGCCUGUCUUUGGAGCAGAACCGACCAUGUCCGAGCCGGUGCUCAGCAUGAACAGGAACCCACCUCCCCCUGAGUACAAGAACCAUAAAAAACCUGGCCGCCACACCAACCAGCUCCAGUACCUGGAGAAAGUGGUGGUCAAAGCCCUGUGGAGGCAUCAGUUCUCCUGGCCCUUCAGGCACCCUGUGGAUGCUGUUCAGCUAAACCUGCCUGAUUACUAUAAAAUAAUCAAAAACCCAAUGGACUUGAGCACGAUCAAAAAACGUCUUGAAAAUAAUUAUUAUUGGAAGGCUUUGGAAUGUGUUGAAGACUUCAACACCAUGUUUACAAAUUGUUACGUAUACAAUCGGUUAAAUCUCAUUUUCUUUCAGCCAGGAGAUGAUAUAGUUUUGAUGGCCCAAGCUCUUGAGAAGUUGUUUCUUGAGAAAGUAGCUGAAAUGCCACAGGAUGAGUGUGAAAUCACAGCAGUUACCAAUAAGGCACCUUUGAAAGGAAGGAGGAUGUCUGCUACAGGACUUGGGAAAAUGCGACCUCCGUCUCCUGUGUCUGAGGUUGUGUUCCAACAGACAGUGACGGUCAUUCCUCCCGAGGCAUUGCACACCAUCUCAUCUGCACCCCUGUCUGCUCAGCUUGAAGCCAAAUUAAAAAAGGGUGUGAAAAGAAAAGCAGACACCACAACCCCCAUGGCUCCCAUCCUUACCAGCAGUGAGUCAUCUCCCUGCAUCUCAGAACCAAAGGUUCUGAAGUUAUAUUCACGGAGGGGCAGCGGGCGACCCAUUAAACCACCACGUAAAGACCUACCUGAGUCGCCACAACAGCACCAGGUGGGGCGCAGGGCCAAGCUAUCUGAAAGGCUUAAAUACUGUAGUGGCAUCUUGAAGGAGAUGUUCGCCAAGAGGCACUCUGCCUAUGCCUGGCCCUUCUAUGAGCCUGUGGAUGCUGAGGCACUCGGCCUGCAUGACUAUCAUGAGAUCAUCCAUCAACCCAUGGAUUUGGGCACCAUUAAAAAAAAGAUGGACAGUCGUGAAUACACAGACGCCUUGCAGUUUGCUGCAGAUGUUCGUCUCAUGUUCUCAAACUGUUACAAAUACAACCCUCCGAAUCAUGAGGUUGUAGCUAUGGCCAGGAAACUCCAGGAAGUUUUUGAGUCCCGCUUUUCUAAGAUUCCAGAUGAGCAAAAACCUUUGACUGCUGGCCAACACCUUGUGUCUAAAAGGGGAAAAAAUGAGCAAGCAGAAAGUCCUUCCAGCUCAGAGAGCAGUGACUCAGAGUCUUACUCAGAAAGCUCAUCUGACUCUGAGGAAGAGGAAGAUGAAGAGAAAAGAGCACAAAGACUCUCUAUUCUGGAGGAACAGCUAAAAGCAGUGCGGGAGCAGCUGCAGUUACUGACUCAAACACCUUUUGUGAAGCAAAAGAAGAAAGAAAAAUCAAAGAAGGAUAAAAGGAAAAAAGAAAAGCGAAAGGGCGGUGAAGUGCAGAAAACAGCUCCUCCAGGGAAGGUGCACAAGAGGUCGAGUAGCAGCAAGUCAACAGGGAGGAAUAUGGAGAGCCAAGGGUAUGAGUCUAAAGAAGAAGAGACUGCACCGCCCAUGUCCUAUGAGGAGAAACGACGUUUGAGUCUGGACAUCAACAAGCUGCCUGGAGACAAACUUGGCAAAGUGGUGAAUAUCAUCAAGGCCAGGGAGCCUAUGCUUAGAGACACAGAUCCCGAAGAGAUUGAGAUUGACUUUGAAACACUCAAACCAACUACGCUUCGAGCUCUUGAGAUGUUUGUUAUGACCUGCCUCAAGAAAAAAUCUAAGGGACCUGGCCAGAAAAAUCCCCAAAAAUCGAAAGGUGAAAAGACAAAGGAGACCGGGAAACAGACUGUCAAUGAAGAGCUGAACUCAACCAAGAGGACCAAGGCAAAGAGUGAAUUGAUUGCCACAGAGCCCAAGGAUUUAGCGCUCUCUUCCCGUCUUAGUGAGAGCAGCAGUUCCUCCUCCAGUUCUGACAGCAGUAGUUCUGACUCUAGUUCUUCUGAUAGCAGUGACUCUGACUCAGAGAAGAAACUUAAGAAGAGAAACAAAGCCCAUGGUCAUGGUACCAAAAUUAAACACAAGGCGUUGAAGGAGAGCAUUGCCCUUGAGAUGAAGGAGUCCUACAAAGACCCGUCGGCCCAGGCCACCAAGCCACCUGCUGAGGAGGCCAAAGCGCCACCAGCCCUGCACAGCCAGCUGCCUUCUCAGCCUUCCAGACCCAGUGCCAAAGCCACUCCUCUAGUUCGAAAGACCUGGAUGACCCCCCAGAUUCUGCCCUCUGAGCAGAGCCCGUCACCUCCCACUGCUCUUUCUUCAACAGACAUCUCCUGCUCCUCUCCCUCCUCACCAAAUAACCUUAUAACCGUGCUACCCAAACAGUCUCCCCCCACAUCCUGUACACAUCCACCUGUAUUAUCCAGUGGGCCUAAGAGUCCACCAGGUUCCUGCACUUCCCACAGUUCCCCAGCAUCUGCUCCCACUGACCCUACAUGCCCCAUCCCAACUGCUGCCACUGUAAAUCCUCUGCUUAAGGCUCAGCAAAAAGGGUUCCCUGCUCUCCUUUCUCCGCUAUCCUCUCCUCCUGGACUGCCGUCCUCAAACUCUGUAUCAUCUGUGGCAAGACACCAGCCCACCACCAGACAUGAGCAGUGUCCCAGUUUGACCAACCCACUGGCACAUAUGAGGGGGGACCCAGAUGUAGUGGGAGAGUCCUUUGUUCAGCUACAGACAAUGCCUGGGACUAAAUUUACAGAAGAUGGUGAAUCACACAAAUCAGGCCAAGACAUCAAGCCCAGCAUUGCUAAAACGGAAAUUGUUCUGAAGCAUGCAGACUCCUGGACAAUCCUGGGCAAGAUGACCGCUUCGGCACCUGCUACCACUCGGUCAUCCAAGGAGAGUUUUCAACAAUUCCGCAAAGCUGCAAUGGAGAAGGAGGAACGAGAAAGGGCACGUAAGCUCCAACUAGAGGCUGGCAGAGAAAGGAGCAGCUUGGACAAGAGCAGCCUGACGCCGCAGCUUUCUAAAGCCAAACCAGAGAUUCAGGCCUCCAGGACAGAGUCGGAGUCUGCAGAGCUUCCCAUUAUGGCAGCAAUCUUGGACCAACCUAAAAUACCAGAACCUUCUACUCCUACUCAGUGCUCCAUGGACCGUGACAGAGAGAUGGCUCGAAAAAGAGAGCAGGAGAGACGCAGACGGGAAGCUUUGGCUGGAACCAUCGACAUGACGAUGCAGCAUGAAAUCAUGGCCACCUUCGAGAAGAACCUCGACUGAAAUGACAAAAACAAAUACAAAAUGUAAAAAAAAAAAAAACAUACAUGCUACCUUUCUGUGAAGAGUAGCUGGUCUCCUCCGCUUCCUGUCAAGUGCCACGAGUCCUGGUGACUGAAACGGGUUCUAGCAUCUCACUAAUGGUUUUCUCUAUUUACUUUAGCGUAUUCACACUGUAGUGGCUAUAGUAAAAUAUAAAAAGCUGUUGAGAAAUUGUAUAGUGUACAAUGUAAAUGGAGCAUGCCAUGCAAUGGGCUGCUUGUGUAUUGAAUAGAUAAUAACUAUUGAUAUUGAUAUUUGGAUGUUUGCUGAAUUUCCAGUAUUAACGUACACACAUUGUCACUUGUUCCUUUUGUGAAGGGCAGUAAAUGAACUAAAAUGGUGAUUGCACAUCAAAUACUGAGAAUGUUUUGCAUUCUGUUUUUCCCGUUUGUUUGUUUCUUUGUUGUUGUUUUUGUUAUUUUUUUUUUUUACCAUAAAUGGUGUCCAUUGUUGUGUUCAUAUUCUAAGACAUGAUGAAACAGCUCUUCUUGCACUGAUUUUUGAUGAUACUGUGAGUGCAUCUAUAAUGCAGCAGAUUAGAAAUACACAGUAUGUGCUUUGAUAUGUAUAUUUGUGAACUUCAAAUAAGUUUUCAAAACAUGUAACUGUUUAGCUGCAACGUGUUGUUCAGUCUCUACCUACUCAGUUUUUUUUGUUGGUCACGGUUCUCUACAGCCCUCAGUAUUUUACAAUAGUAAGCUGCAUCUGUCCUACAAACCUUUCAAGUUGCUGUGAUAUUGUUGCCAGCAUCUACCGAGUUCCUGAGUGUGGCAUGAACGCAGAAGGGAUGUAAAUUGUGAUUUGUAAUUGCAGUAUGAACAUUGUAAAAACCACUUUGUGGUAAUAGUUGCAAAAUUUAAAUCUGUUGUGUUUUUACAAGUCUGUUUAUUGGAUUUGCAAUUCAUAGGUUUGCUCUAUAAUUGUUGCAUUUACUAAGUCAUCUUGGACAGUAAAGUAACGUCAUGUUCAUUUUAAAUAAUCAGUAUUUGGUCUAUGGUAGAAGUAAUAUGCAUAUGAGUGUGACUGUUGCAUAUGCUUCAGUAAUAUAAUUGUACAUCAUUCUCUCAAACAAUAUAUUUUUGAUUACUGGGAAUUGUUAAAGUAAAUAAUAACGCCAACGUGCCAUUCCAUUUAAGUGUUGCUUUAACUGUUCAGGCAUUUAAAAUCUCACUGUUGAUUCAGUACCAGUCAGGGGUAGUAUGCCUAAGGUUAGAGUUUUGUGUUCAUUGAUAAUUCAAGGUAUUGAUGUUUUGUCCAGAGUUGAAAAUGCAAUGUUUUUGUUUCCUUCCUCCUGAUGCUUGUGGCCAUGCUUCCUCAAUUGGCUUCCUUCUGUCCAUCACUCAAGCACUUUAUUCAGCAUCCUGGCAGAACUGAAGUAAAUGAUAUGGGGUUGUUUCACAGUGACCAUAUUCCAGUAUAUUAAAAAAAAAUCAAAUUAAAAAACUAUUUUCAUUUAAA